AUGAAACACUCCAGUUUCCUCCCUUUCCUCGCGGGCAUCAGCGCCACCAACGCGGGGAAGAGCGAUGCAACUCUCUUGGCGCGCUCCUCCGCUCCAGCAUGCAGCAAUGCACCCUCAACACUCUCCCUCCCUGAUGCGCCCUAUGAUAACUUCUUCUACUCCGACUGCAACGUCGCCGCCCAGGCGGUGGUGACCACCCCGCUCCCAGAUAGCGACCUCACCCAGAUCGGACCGCGUCUGAUUGUCGCCUGGACAGCCGGCAACAGCGGCGCGUGCUCGUUUUUUGCACCGCAGAAUGGCGUCAACGGGUCCCUGGCCAUUGCGCUGGUCAAUUCCACUGUCGGAAAUCCCCUGGCGCCGGUCUAUUCUAGCGCCAAUAAUGGGAGUGCAAACCCCAGCGUUGGUGUGAAGAGUGUCCUGCGCUUCAACUCCUCUGCUAUUCUCACGAUUCCCAUCCUGGGUAGUAUCCGCACGAUUCGUGAUUUCACCGAGGGACCCAGUAUCCUCUACCCGGAGAUCCAGGAUGCCAUCACAUUCACGACCAAUGGCAACGGAGUACAAUUGAAUAGAGUGUGGCUGGACAAUGUCACCUCCACAACGCUCACCUUCCAGCCCUGGGGCAGCAACAGCACCGGCAAGGCAACGGUUGUCAACCGCACCGUCCACUUCGAGCAGGGCGACUACCUCUUCUCCGCGGCGAUGAGCUAUCCCCAAAUGACUCAGCUCGAGCCCGCCUCUGUGCUGAACUCCGAAUCUGCGGAUCUGAUCACCCAAAUGCCCGGCCAGACGGCUGCGCUGUCGUUCCUGUCGUACUCGGAGAAACUCCUCGCGGGUGCGUGGCGCUUCCUGACGUAUUUCGGGCGCGACUCGAUGAUCUCGGCGUUGCUUUUGGAGCCGGUCCUCAGCAGUGGACAGGGUAGUGCUAUGGAGGCGGUUAUUGGGGCUGUCCUGGAGAGGGUGAAUCGGACGGAUGGGAGUGUUUGUCAUGAGGAGACUAUUGGGGACUAUGCUACCUGGACCAAUGAGCAGGAGGGCAUUUACAGCAAUGCCAUGAGCUGCGAUUACAAGAUGAUUGACUCGGACUACUACCUCCCCGUGUUGAUGCAGAAGUACUUCCUGCAGAACCCCAUCGGAAAGAGCAGAGCCACCGCAUUUUUCAACACUCAGGCCGGCUCCGUCAACGCAGCCAACCGGAACCUAACCUGGGGUGACCUGGCCCUCAUCAACGCUGAGCGCAUCAUGCGCCUAACCGGCCCGUUUGCCAAAAAACAGACCAAGGAUAACCUGAUUCAUCUAAAGGAGGGCCAGAUUGUUGGCCAGUGGCGGGAUAGCACAUACGGUAUUGGAGGUGGACGUAUCCCUUACGACGUCAAUACGGCUCUUGCGCCCGCGGCCCUUCGCUCUGUCGCCGCUCUCGCUCGCAGCGGAGUGUAUCCGCAUGAGAAGCAGUGGGCAACGGAAGCAGACAAGAAUGCUAAAGUGUGGGAGGACUCGACGCUGCAAUUCUUCGAGGUCACAAUCCCACAAAAAGAAGCCCAAUCCCGCAUCGACACCUACCAAACACGGGCCCCCUUCACCGUCCCAACCAACACAUCGCAAACCAUCGACUCGGACGUAAUCUUCCACGCCCUCUCCCUCGACGGCUACGACUCCCUCUCCCAAGUCCAAGUGAUGAACACAGACGACUGCUUCCGCCACUUCCUGCUCAACACUACUAACGAAGCCCAGCUGACAUCCUUCCUCAACCAAACCGCCUCUAACAUCCGCCGCACUUUUCCCGCGGGCCUGAUGACCGACGCCGGCAUGGUGGUCGCCAACCCGGCCUUCGGAAGUGAGGAUGUCUACGCCCAGAACUGGACCACGGGCGCGUAUCACGGUACGGUUGUUUGGUCGUGGCCGCUUGCCAUGAUGGGGAAGGGGUUGGAGUUGCAGAUGGCGAGAUGUGAUCAGAAGACGAAGACAUCCGUGCCGCAGUUCUGUCAUGAUGUCUCGGUUCUUGACAAUGUCAAGACCGCGUAUAAUACCCUCUGGGACUCGAUCGAGGCCAAUUCCCAGCAGCUCUCGACCGAAGUGUGGUCGUGGGUUUACCGCAAUGGAGAGUUCGACGUCACGCCCCUUGGGGUUAUGCCGCCGCCGCCUGGCGCAGGUUCUCAGACCGGUAUGUUUUUAUUCCUUUUCUCUUUCUAUUUCUCCUUCCUAUAA
Molecule: messenger RNA, 2202 nt
Organism: Penicillium lagena
Lineage: Eukaryota; Fungi; Ascomycota; Eurotiomycetes; Eurotiales; Aspergillaceae
Exons: 7
Coding region: 1-2202 (733 amino acids)
Source: RefSeq, a predicted model, not a curated record